AUGGUUGAAGGCUUGGGACUUUUCAUCAAGUCUCAGGUUGCUCAAGGGGUGAUCAGGGGGUGGACUUGGGGUAUUGGAUUUCCUAAGCUUUCACAUCUCCAGUUUGUGGAUGAUACAACUCUUAUUGGGGUUUCUCCUCUUCAGGAGGUUGAGUCAAUUAGGAAGUUGUUUGAUGUCUAUUUAGCUACUUCAGGGAAGCAGUAUUUUGAUGGAAAAAUCCAUGCAGUUCCACUCUCACGUUCUAUUAAGGGUUCUACAGAAAGAACUGAUCCUAAAGAAAGAAGUUCCCUUUGGGAAUGGAUGACUUCCCUCCCCUGCAUUCCUUGGGUCAUUGCUGGAGAUUUCAACAUGGUUGAACACCAGGACAACAAAGGUGGGGGCCUCCCUUUUGCUUGGAAAGAUAUGAAAAAAUCACAUUGGUUUAAGAUGAAAAACUCUCUACAACUUUAUGACCCUCUUGCUGGCAAUAAAAACAAUAAUCCCGGGCCUUGGUAUACUUGGUGCAAUCAUCAACAGGGGAAUGAUAGAAUUUACUCCCGUCUCGACCGCUUUUAUGCCAACAGAAAUCUUUUCUCCUUCCUCCCUAAUGAUCUUGGUAACUCCGUUCUUGUUACUCCCUCCACUCUGUCGGAUCAUCACCCCAUCACUGCAUCUUUUACCUUCAACAGGGCCCCGAUUAGACCCAACACUACUAAUUCCAAAUUUCUCCUUAAUGUUAGCCUUCUUAAAGAUACUAAUCUUCUUGCUGCCAUCCACAUUAUUAACAUCAUUAAUAAGACCAAUUUUCCGAAGGAUUUAAAGAGGGACAUUUGGAAUAGGAACAUCCCUGCCUGGCAAAAUCUGCUCAAGACCAUUGGUCAAAAGAAAGCAAAGGACUUCCGAUUCACUGAGAAAGCUCUCUCGGCUGAACUAACUAAGGCAGAAGUGAAUAACCAAACUAAUAUCACUGACCUUAACUGUACUUCUCAGGUUAUCAAAGCUAAAGACACCCUCAGAAGACACCUUGUGACUAAAACCAGAGGUGCUAAGAUACGAGGGAAGCCGCCUACCUCAGAGAUCAAUGCAGAAUUCUUAUCCCUAAGGUGGUCUCCUCUGAAGAUGCACUGUCUUGCAGAGGAUAUCACUUUAGGGGAUAUCAACAAUGCCAUUAAUUCCCUCAAAAAUGAUAAAACUCCUGGCCCUGAUGGCCUCCCCAUUGAAUUCUACAAAGCUAAUCAACACUGGAUUGCCAAAGACCUCCUCGAAAUCUACAAUGAAGCUUUGGCCCAGGGAUCUCUUGGUCCAUCUAUCAACAAAGGCAUUAUUAAGCUUAUCCCCAAGGAUGGAGAUAAAGCUCUCAUCAAAAAUUGGAGACCGAUUACACUCCUUAAUGUUUCCUAUAAGAUCUUUGCCAAGAUUCUGGCCACUAGACUUGCUGGAAUUCUACCUAAAUUCAUAUGCUCUACCCAAACUGGUUUUAUUAAAGGUAGGUAUAUCUUAGAAAAUGUCCUUACUAGCUGGGAAGCCAUGAACUGGGCUUCUCAGUCCAGUCAGAACUCGGGCAUGUUACUCCUUGACUUCGAAAAAGCAUACGACAGGAUUGAAUGGAGCUUCAUUCACAUGAUGCUUGAAGCUUUUGGUUUUCCUCCCUUCUUCUGCAAGGCUGUCAAUAUGCUUCUCCAGGAUGCUUGCACCCAAAUUGACAUUAAUGGCUCCCUGUCUGAUACCUUUCCCUUGGGAAGGUCCAUACGGCAAGGCUGCCCUUUGGCCCCUGCUCUCUUCGCCAUUGCUUCUGAUGCUCUAUUUUAUCUUCUUAGAGAUAAUACACUUUCCCCUACUGUCCAAGGCAUAUCUCUCCCCAACAAUGAGGAGCUCAUCAAUAGCCAAUUUGCUGAUGACACGGCUAUUUUCUUUAAAAAUACUGCUGAUAACUUUGAAAAUCUGCAAUCCAAGUUAAAGAUAUUCUGUAAAAUUUUUGGAGCUAAGAUUUUGCAUUCUAAGUCCAUCUAUCUGGGAUGGAAUGAACACCCCCCUGAAUGGUUUAAAAAUUAUGAAUUCCAAUGGGGAGGUCCCCAAAAGAUUGUGAAAUAUCUUGGCAUCCCCUUUGCCAUAAAUCCCUCACUGAAAGACAUGUGGCUUUGGGUCAAAGGUAAAAUCACUAAAAAAUUGAAUAUGUGGCAUAACCGUGCUAUUUCCUUUGUUGGUAGACUUCAGGUCUGCCAAAAAAUCUUAUCCUCUUACAACAUUUAUUACUCCUCUGCGUGGAUGUUUAGUAAUUACCAAAUUUUUGAGAUUCAGAAGGCUGUUAGAGAUUUUUUAUGGUCUGAUAGUCAAGGAAAAAAAAAAAUGCACUCUGUCCAGUGGAAAUGGUGUUGUAUUGAUAAACUUACUGGAGGGCUGGGACUGAAAGACCUUAGGAUCCAGGGUAUAUCCCUGGCCGCCAAAUGGAUCUUUCACUCCAUGAAUGGAGAUGCCCCAUGGAAGAUUCUUGUUAGGAAUAAUAUUGAGAGAGGCUUUCCUACUAAGGCUAAAUUCUGGAAUAACAUGCCCUUUAAUGAUUUAGUCAUUGGUAACUUCCCCAUUUCAGUUCAAGGGUCGGAAGUUUUUAAAUCUAUCUGGAAAGCCUGGAAUAUUGUUAGACCAUUUAUUGUUAACAAGGGCUUUCAUGAUGAUACUCAAAUUUAUGGUGAAAGGUCCAUCUGGUGGAAUCUUAAACUUUCAGGGAAACCCCUUGCUCUUCUACAGGGCUGUUCUGCCAAACAUUGGGCCAGCAAAGGUAUCAUUAGCUUUAUUGACAUUUUUGAACAUGAUAAUUUAAUUAGCUGGGAGGAACUGAAAAAUACUUUUAGUCUCCCAAACUCUCAGAAAAAAACUUAUAACAUGAUUCUUAAAGCAACGCAAAAUCUCCCUCCUGCCUGCCAUGUUGAUUCUCAAAGGUACUUACAAUGCAAAUGGCCGGAUGGGACCAUCCUAUCCAAUAUUAAAGCUAAUAACAUUUACAAAAUUCUUGCAUAUGAUGAUUCCAUCCGUGGCCAUAUUAACAAAAUCUGGUACUCCUCGCUGGAUGUUUCUUCUUGGAAGAAGUUUUUCGUUAUUCUUUGGAAAGGUUGGGUGGAACCCAAAAUUAAAUGCUUUAAAUGGCUCUUUAUUCUUGACAGACUUCCUAUUCAGAGAAAUAACCAUGAUAAUAAUCUUUGCAAAAUUUGUAAUCUUCCGGAAACCAGCAGACAUAUCUUCUUUGAUUGUUCUUUUGCUAGAAAUAUUUGGAAUCUUUUUGGCAUAUACUACCCUACUCAUGUUUCCAUUAUUGAAAUUGUUACUGGUUAUAUUAAAGGUCUCAAAGCUGAUUCUAAUAUUUUUUGGAAUAUUUUAUCUUCUAACAUAUUAUGGCAGAUCUGGAAAUGCAGAAAUGAAGAGAAAUUCCAGGACACUCCCCGGGUUCUUACUGAGUUUUUUCUUAAACUCACAUCUUUAAAAAUUUCCUUGCAAGUGCACACCACUAUGAUGAUGGAUCAUAAGAAACUUCGUAGAUUUCUUCAGGACGGACAUGCCACCUUUUUUGCUUUCGAACUCAAGAAUGGACAUGAAUGGAGGAGAAACCUGGAUAACCUUCAAGUGUUUGAGAAGACUUUGGAUAAAGUGAGCAAAGAAAUCAAGAGAAAUAGAAACUCCAAGAAAGACAUCUUAGCCAUGCUUCCAGAAAUUCCAAAUAAGAAAAAAGUUGCAUGGAUGGAAGGAGAACAGGAAAAAAGGUCAAAGUCUAAGAAGAGUUUUGAACUGUCGGUUCCUCGUCUCAUUCUUGAUUUGGAUGCAGAGGAAACACUAUGCAAUAUGGCAUCCCUUGUUUCUGAUACAGACAAGGUUUCAACUGGCGUAGAUACUACCUUCCAAGAUUCAGGGACGCUUGAUAUCCGGUCUCAUGUAGAUAGUGCCACACUACCACCCUCAGCAGGAUCUCCACCCAUGCCAUCUAAGCAACUAACUCUGGCACCAAAGUGGUUGAGUGAAUCAAUUACCAGGAAAAGGAAUGUGGUCCCUAUUUCGGUAUCAAUGGAGGAUGUUGUGAGUAAAUGUCUAGGAAAGUCCACGAAGCCCAAACAACUAAAAAUGGAGGCUAUGAUUGGUUUCAAUGAAAAUACAAAGCAUUGGAUGACAAACAUUGCUAAACCCGCAGGCGACAAAGAUGUUGUUACUAUUUCAGAAGAAGACUAUGCUAUUGAAUGA
Cryptomeria japonica (Japanese cedar) is the source of this 4203-nucleotide messenger RNA. RefSeq lists its product as uncharacterized. The transcript is spliced from 5 exons. The record is from RefSeq and is a predicted model, not a curated record. Lineage: Eukaryota; Viridiplantae; Streptophyta; Pinopsida; Cupressales; Cupressaceae. Bases 1 to 4203 code for a protein of 1400 amino acids.